This is a messenger RNA of Candida tropicalis MYA-3404, 1656 nucleotides long. It is a transcript of the gene PHO84, whose product is annotated as phosphate transporter. Gene Ontology annotation, cellular component: membrane. Gene Ontology annotation, molecular function: phosphate transmembrane transporter activity. The coding region runs from base 1 to 1656 and encodes 551 amino acids. Gene Ontology annotation, biological process: transmembrane transport; phosphate ion transport. The record is from RefSeq and is a predicted model, not a curated record. Lineage: Eukaryota; Fungi; Ascomycota; Pichiomycetes; Serinales; Debaryomycetaceae. The transcript has a single exon.
AUGACUGCUGAAAUCGAAGCACACGAAGUGUCCCACAGCGGGGGUAAAACCGCUUUCAAAGAUUACUUGGGUAAAUUCGCCGAUGUCGAAGACCCGUUGGAAAGAAGACGUUUGGCCUUGGAGGAAAUCGACAAAGCCGGCUUUGGCUGGACCCAGAUCAAGAUGAUUAUGAUUGCUGGUGUUGGUUUCAUGACUGAUUCCUAUGAUAUUUUCGCCAUUAACUUGUCCAUCAACAUGUUGCAGUAUGUCUACUGGAAUGGGACCAUUCCGGACUCCACCACCACCUUGAUUAAAGUCUCCACCUCCGUUGGUACCGUUAUUGGACAAGUUGGUUUUGGUACCUUUGCCGACAAGGUUGGGCGUAAGAAGAUCUAUGGUUUGGAGUUGAUUGUGAUGAUUUUUGCUACCGUUUUCCAGUGUACCCUUGGUGAGUCUCCUGCUGUCAGUUUUGUUGCCAUUUUCUCCACCAUGAGAAUCUUGAUGGGUAUUGGUAUUGGUGGUGACUACCCGUUGUCCUCAAUCAUUUCUGCUGAGUUUUCCACCACCAAGUGGAGAGGUGCCAUCAUGGCCGCUGUUUUCUCCAAUCAAGGUUUGGGCCAAGUCUUUGCCGGUAUUGUUGCCAUGAUCUGUGUUGCUGGCUACAAGGACGACUUGAUCAUUGCUGAGAAGGGUUCCGAAUGUGUUGGCAGAUGUCGUAGAGCUGCCGAUCAAAUGUGGAGAAUCAUUAUUGGUUUCGGCUGUGUUCCUGGUGUGAUUGCUUUGUACUACAGAUUGACCAUUGCUGAGUCCCCAAGAUACUCCCUUGAUGUCAACGAAAUUGAAGGUCUUGAAAAGGUUGCUGAUGCCGAAGCUGCUCUUGAUGUGCAUGCGCAAGAGAUUGCCCCACCAAAGGCUUCAUUCAAGGACUUUGUCCACCACUUUGGUCAAUGGAGAUACGGUAAGAUAUUGUUGGGUACUGCUGGUUCCUGGUUCAUGUUGGAUGUUGCCUACUACGGUUUGGGGUUGAACACCACCACCAUCUUGCAAACCAUUGGUUACGCUGGUCAAAGCAAUGUCUAUGAGAAAUUGUACAACUCUGCUGCUGGUAACUUGAUUUUGGUCUGUGCUGGUUCCUUGCCAGGUUACUGGUUCACCGUUGCCACUGUUGACACUGUUGGUAGAAAGCCGAUCCAAUUGGGUGGUUUCAUCAUCUUGACUGUUUUGUUGUGUAUCAUGGGUUUUGCCUACCACCAGGUUGGUGACAAUGGUUUGUUGGCUUUGUUUGUCCUUGCCCAGUUCUUCCAAAACUUUGGUCCAAACAGUACUACUUUUAUUGUUCCAGGUGAGUGUUUCCCAACCAGAUACAGAUCCACUGCUCAUGGUCUCUCUGCUGCUUCUGGUAAAAUUGGUGCUAUCAUUGCUCAGACAUGUAUUGGUACAUUGGUCAAUCAUGGAUGUGACAAGGAGCAUAAAAAUUGCUUCUUGCCUCAUGUCCUUGAGAUCUUUGCCCUAUUCAUGUUGUUGGGUAUAUUUACAACUUUGCUUAUUCCAGAAACAAAGAGAAGAACUUUGGAAGAAAUCUCUGAAACUUGUCAUGGGGAAGUUGACACUACAAAACUUGGCGCUGAUAGAUUUCAAAAGGAUGAACAGCCUUAUGAUUCUGAAGAAAAGAUUUAG